Messenger RNA from Oreochromis aureus, 2938 nucleotides. RefSeq names its product EH-domain containing 4 (gene ehd4). The record is from RefSeq and is a predicted model, not a curated record. The transcript is spliced from 8 exons. Lineage: Eukaryota; Metazoa; Chordata; Actinopteri; Cichliformes; Cichlidae. Bases 205 to 1845 code for a protein of 546 amino acids. Gene Ontology annotation, biological process: endosomal transport; endocytosis. Gene Ontology annotation, cellular component: cytoplasm; plasma membrane. Gene Ontology annotation, molecular function: calcium ion binding; GTP binding; protein binding.
GCACCCUCCACAUCACCAACACACGCCCAGAGCAGCACACAGAGGAGGCACAGUGCUGAGAGUAGCAGAGACUCCGUGGAGCCAGACACACACAGUUCCCUCCGCUCAGGCUAAGGACGGAGCUCACAGAGAAGGAGGCGAAAACAGCCGCAAUAUUUGGAAACAUCGAAACAAGGAAGUUGGAUACAGAACACAGCAGAAAGCAUGUUCAGCUGGGUCAAACAGGAGCAGGGUGGCAGCAACAAAGAAGGAGAGAUGUACCAGACCGUUACGGAGGGACUGCAGACUCUCUACACCAAGAAGCUGCUGCCGCUGGAAGAGACCUACCUCUUCCAUGACUUCCACUCCCCGGCCCUAGAGGCUGCUGACUUCCAGAGUAAACCCAUGGUACUGCUGGUCGGCCAGUACUCCACUGGGAAAACCACCUUCAUCAGGUAUUUACUGGAACAAGAUUUCCCUGGGAUGCGGAUCGGUCCAGAGCCAACCACUGAUGGCUUUAUAGCAGUGAUGUAUGGUGAGAAUGAGGGGGUUGUCCCAGGCAAUGCUCUAGUCGUCGACCCCAAGAAACCCUUCAGGAAACUCAACGCGUUUGGAAACUCCUUCCUCAACAGGUUUAUUUGCUCCCAGAUGCCCAAUCAGGUUCUUCAGAGCAUCAGCAUCAUUGAUACUCCUGGUAUCCUGUCUGGAGAGAAACAACGAAUCAGCAGGGGUUAUGACUUUGCUGAGGUCCUGCGUUGGUUUGGAGAGCGAGUGGACCGGAUCAUUCUCCUCUUUGAUGCACACAAGCUGGACAUCUCAGAUGAGUUUUCAGAGGCCAUCAAAGCUUUCAAGGGUCAAGACGACAAGAUCCGAGUCGUCCUCAACAAGGCAGACCAGGUGGACACCCAACAACUCAUGCGGGUGUAUGGCGCCCUCAUGUGGUCACUGGGGAAGGUGAUCAACACUCCAGAGGUGGUGAGAGUUUAUCUCGGCUCCUUCUGGGCCAAACCGCUGCAAAACACAGAGAACAGGCGUCUGUUCGAGGCAGAGUCUCAGGACCUGUUCCGGGACAUCCAGAGUCUUCCGAGGAAUGCUGCUCUCCGUAAACUCAACGACUUGAUCAAGCGGGCGAGGCUGGCCAAGGUGCAUGCCUACAUUAUCAGCUACCUGAAGAAAGAGAUGCCAUCUCUGUUUGGGCGGGAAAAGAAGAAAGACGAACUGAUCCAGAGACUGCCGGAGAUCUACACCGUCCUACAGAGAGAGCACCACAUCAGCCCUGGAGACUUCCCCAAUGUCACUAAGAUGCAGGACAUGCUGCAGCACUAUGACUUCAGUAAGUUCCCAUCUCUGAAGGUGAAGCUGAUUGAGAAGGUGGAUAAGAUGUUAGCCUCAAAGAUUGCUGUUCUUAUGGCGAUGAUCCGGGAGGAGGAGGCCAAGCAGCCUCCUGCCAUGGUGUCAGGUGGUGCCUUUGAGGGCUCCCAGGAUGGGCCCUUUGGUCAGGGCUAUGGUGAGGGGAUCAGUGCUGGGGCCGACGCUGAAGACUGGAUUGUCAGCCGGGACAAACACCGUUACGAUGAGAUCUUCUACACUCUGAUGCCUGUCAACGGCAAGAUAACCGGCGUCAAUGCCAAGAAAGAGAUGAUGAACUCUCGGCUGCCCAACACUGUGCUGGGGAAGAUCUGGAAGCUGGCCGACUGUGACCAGGAUGGCAUGCUGGACGAUGAGGAGUUUGCCCUCGCUCAGCAUCUCAUCAAGAUCAAACUGGAGGGCUACGAGCUGCCCACUGAGCUCCCCAACCACCUGGUGCCCCCGUCCCACCGCAAAAAUCCUACUGCAGAUGCCUUGUACAAUCAUAUUGAGGACUAGAGUGCUCACAGGGCACCAGGCAAGCUGCUGAAGAGAGACUGAGCAGAGAAGAGGUGUAAAAAUGUAAAGAACCAUCACAGGUGAACAUGUCUGCUGCUGCUCGUUGAACAAACAGGAGAACAAAUGGGCCUCUAAUACUACAGAAGGUCAAAGGGUAAAGUUUUGUUGGAUACAUUCACUAAGACAAUGCAUUAGAGCCUAAUAAUGGUUGACAUUUUCAGGCAGCAGUCAAACAAAGCAUUUUUAUUUUGGUAAGAUUUUACAUAACGAGCAUUUCAGCUGAUUUAAAAGCAUUAAAGAAGAAAAGUGACAAAGUUCUUAUAAUAAUAGUUCUUAUAAUAUAGCCACAUUUGCCUAAUUCUGGUUUCACCAUUCACUUUCAUUUCUGAAGGAGGGCAAGUUCAUAUUCAUAUAUUCAUGUUUAACCUUGAAAACCGACUAUCAGAAGGUAACAGUUUGUGCUAGGGUGCAGUUUGUUAAUUUUACUGCCACAUAUUUCAAAGGACAUCGCUUGCACAAAACUUUAGAUGCAGGUUUAAAUAUUGCUGGUGUUUAAAGUGCCCAUAAUAUCCUUUCUGGAUUUUUCCCGAUCCUUCAAGCUGUUCCGCUUUUAUCCUAAAAGGUCUUCACAGUUAUACAACAAUGCCAGUUAUUCCUUCACAGAAAAACACUGCUAAACUGACUGAAACACCUGGCAGUCCAGGCUGUAACAAAUCUGCAUUCUGGUAAAAACAUUUGUAGCACUGUGGGAAUUUCGUCUUUAAAAGCUUUUAGAUAAAAAUACCAAAGAUGCGUUUUCAUGAUGACAGUAUGCAAAAAAAAAAAAAAAAAAAAAAAAGUUAAUGAAAAAUAAUUAAUAAAAUAUAACAUUUUAAACAAUCACAAUGGCUCCAGCAGCAUCACAACAAACUAAAGCUGGGGAGUAAAAGCUGACAUAGUAUGUAUUGUAAUCAGAAGCUGUAAUAUAGCUUUAUUCCCACUCCAUGUAGGCCUCACAGUGAGGUCAGAGGUCAUAAUCUGCAGCUCAGUGAUAAUUUGCUCACAGGGAUAAGCAGUGUCAGUAUGUGCUCAAUUGAUUCUGUUUCCUGACAUU